CUGCAUUUUGUCGCUGGUGGAAUUCUGGAAGCAAAGGAGCAAUUUGCGACGGCAUGUAGAGAUUGUUGGUGUGGUUGAGUGAAUCAAAUGGUUCUAUAAUUAGGUUUGCAUUCUGCAUUUCACUCAGCAAUUCCAGUCAGUAAUCACCACUCAAUCAUCACGCAACAAGUUAAAGAAUUAGGUCAUGGCGCCUCCACCGGUUCUGGCUCUAGCGCUGCCGUCGGAAACGGGUCGGGUUCUCAGUAUUCAGUCGCACACUGUUCAGGGAUACGUCGGCAACAAAUCAGCUGUCUUUUCUCUACAAUUACUUGGAUAUGAUGUAGAUCCAAUAAAUUCAGUUCAGUUUUCAAACCACACAGGAUAUCCUACUUUUAAGGGCCAGGUCUUGAAUGGAGACCAACUUUGGGAUUUAAUCGAGGGCCUUGAAGCUAAUAAUUUGUUGUACUACACACAUCUACUUACAGGUUAUAUUGGUUCAGUCUCCUUCUUGAAUACUGUUCUACGAGUUGUGAACAAGCUUAGGUCUGUCAACCCCGGACUUACAUAUGUGUGUGAUCCAGUUUUAGGUGAUGAAGGAAAACUGUAUGUUGCCGAGGAAUUAGUAUCCGUAUAUCGAGAAAAGGUUGUCCCUGUUGCUUCCAUGUUGACUCCGAAUCAAUUUGAGGCUGAAUUGUUGACAAAAUCCAGGAUUGUAUCUGAGCAAGAUGGCAGGGAGGCAUGCAACAUUAUUCAUGCUGCCGGACCAUCAAAGGUUGUCAUAACAAGCAUAAAUGUAGAUGGAGAGCUUCUCCUAAUUGGCAGUCAUCAGAAAGAGAAGGGGCAACCACCUGAGCAGUUCCGAAUCCCAAUUCCCAAAAUUCCGGCUUAUUUCACUGGAACAGGAGAUCUUAUGACUGCACUUUUGCUUGGAUGGAGCAAUAAAUACCCUGACAACCUUGGCAAAGCUGCAGAACUUUCUGUAUCAAGUGUGCAGGCGCUUCUGGUUAGGACAGUUGAAGACUAUAUGAGGGCUGGGCAUGACUGCCAGUCGAGCAGCUUAGAGAUUCGUUUGAUCCAGAGUCAAGUUGAUAUCCGAAACCCUGAAAUCAAAUACAGGGCUGAGAUGUACAACUAAGAAGUCGACCAAAUCCAUACAACCAAACAGCCACAUUACAUUAGGCUGGGGCAAAUAUGAAAAAGAGGAAAUUGAGGACUUUAGUUUCUUUCAAAAGUUAAAUAAAUGAUCUUAUGUUGUACUACCAAAUUUCACUUUUCCCUUUUCCCUUUUCAUAUUGGUGUAAUUAACUCGAAAGGUAGUGACUAGUGAGCAUCAAAAGUUUCCAUCAA
Molecule: messenger RNA, 1326 nt
Organism: Salvia hispanica
Lineage: Eukaryota; Viridiplantae; Streptophyta; Magnoliopsida; Lamiales; Lamiaceae
Product: pyridoxal kinase-like
Biological process (GO): pyridoxal 5'-phosphate salvage
Cellular component (GO): cytosol
Molecular function (GO): pyridoxal kinase activity
Source: RefSeq, a predicted model, not a curated record